AUGCGGUCUUUAUUCCUUCUAUCUUCCUAUUUUAUUCUUGAAUUAUUGGUGCCUGAAGCCAAUUGUCAAACUCGAAUGGUUCUAAUUUAUGGAGGGAUUACAAGUAGCAUGACAAGUACUACUACAACGUUUGAGACUGUAGAAGAUUGCAAAAAUGGGUGUUUCGAAAAGGAGGAUUGUAUUAUGAUGUAUUUUAUUUUUGAAAAGUGCCGUUUCUAUAGUUAUGCAACUAACGGUUCACCUUUUUCUAUAACAGAGCAAUCAAAAAGACAAGGGGCCUACGUGGCAAUUAAGACGGAUGCCUCCAACAUCCCGAAUAACACGUGCCCGGCCACUUUUACCAAUAUCAAGUUUUCCUACACCUCCCCAGCCACCGGUGACACCUACUCCUUCAAGAAAAACUCUACUGGCUGGAGCUACACGUCUUGUAAGACUGACUGAAAGCGGUUUGAGCGUGCCGAUGGGACAUUUGUGUGUAUAAAACCUGUUGUGUCGAAUGGAAUUGGGUAUGCAGGGGCUCUGGAGAUCUGCCGAGGGCAGGGAGGAUCAUUGUCAGGAGUGGCGACGGUGGAAGAAGCCAUUUGGGUGCAGACCAAGGUUCCUGGGCCUCAACCCAAGGGCUUUUGGAUUGGUGGAAAAAGGAAUUGUCGAAUUGUUCCAUGCACCAGUUUUGUUUGGGAUGACGGUUACACUACAAGCUACGAUGCUCUGACUCCCAGCAAUGCUGCUCUAACAGAGAAUACGAUAUCUGCCGUCGGAGCCGAGAACUGCCUCACCAUUUUUGGGAAAGGCAGCAAUUCGCUCACUAUUAACGAUAUUGGAUGUAGUGCUACUAAUAUUAUUCUUGGAUGUGUUUGUGGGUAUAAGAUUCCUUGA
Molecule: messenger RNA, 876 nt
Organism: Caenorhabditis elegans
Lineage: Eukaryota; Metazoa; Nematoda; Chromadorea; Rhabditida; Rhabditidae
Source: the annotation of a RefSeq genome assembly